Messenger RNA from Spodoptera exigua (beet armyworm), 1974 nucleotides. NCBI's taxonomy places the organism in Eukaryota, Metazoa, Arthropoda, Insecta, Lepidoptera, Noctuidae. The record is from the annotation of a GenBank genome assembly.
AUGCCGCUAGUGCCGCAGGACGUAAGAGGAGUGAGUACCCGUGCAAUGUCAGAAGCGCAGCGUGUGAGGGAAGAGGGUGCUGCAGCGCAAACCAGCGUUGCAGAAGCCAAGCCUGUGCAGGUGGAUCUUCUGCUACAGCUGCAGCAAAUGAUGGCAGAGCAAGCGCGCCGCCUAGAACAGCAAGCACGCUGUCAGGCAGAACAGCUGCGGGAGCUGAAAGAAGAUCAAGCGCGCCGCCAAGAAGAGCAAGCGCGCCGCCAAGAAGAGCAAGCGCGCCGCCAAGAAGAGCAAGCACGCUGUCAGGCAGAACAGCUGCGGGAGCUGAAAGAAGAUCAAGCUCGUCGUCAAGAGGAGCAAGCUCGUCGCCAAGAGGAGCAAGCACGCUGUCAGGCAGAACAGCUGCGGGAGCUGAAAGAAGAUCAAGCUCGUCGCCAAGAGGAGCAAGCGCGUCGCUUGGAAGAGAUGCAUAAGGAUUUCACGAAGGGACUGCAAAAGGCUGUCGAACGGGUACAAGAAGUGGAGGAAGGGUUAGGCAAGUUGGAACAUCGCGUCAUGGCCAUAGAGGAGAGAGUGGAAGAAGAGAUCCCCAAAAUCAAGCAGGAAGUGGCAAGCCCAAGCCCUUUGAAGAGCCGAAGCCGUCUUGCAGCCGUUUUUGACGCCCCAAAUGUGGCCUCAACCGCAACGAAAGGGCUCAAGAUUCCCCAUUACGACGGAACAACAUCCUGGAACGCGUUCAAGCUACAGUUUGAGACACUUAUGGAGGCUUAUGGUUGGACUCAGAAGGAAGCACAGUCAGCCCUCACCCUGGCCCUCCGUGAUCAAGCGCUCUCAGUGCUGGAAGCUAUCGGCGCAAGUGGGGAUCUCAGCUUUAGUGCCCUCCUCGACGCACUUGAGGCACGUUUUGGAGACAGCCACCUCAAACACUUGUACAGAGCGCAAUUAAAAGAGCGUACUCAGCGUGCUAAUGAGAGUCUACAGCAAUGGUCCGUGGAAAUCGAGAAACUUGUGCGUCGAGCUUUCCGGUCGACUCCGUCAAUGUUUGAAGGCACGCUUCUCCAAGCGUUCAUUGACGGUAUUCGGGACCCCGAAGUACGAGCUGCUGUUCAUCUGGGCCAUCACAAGAACAUGAAAGAAGCUCUGGCCCAUGCAUUGGAAGUGGAAGCCGUGCGUGGCAACUCCCGUACCUUACGUCUGCGGGAAAUGACGACAACGGAGCAGGUACCUCCACGCCGUCGGAACUUCAUGUGCUAUGGAUGUGGAGAGCGUGGGCACAUACGGAGCGACUGCCCGAAGAAGAUGAACCGCAAGGACGCGGCGGUCUCAACUUCUGACCAGCAGGGAAACUUAAAUCCAGCCAGGGCUGCGGGGUGGGCGCUGGCUGGUAGUGGAACAACCCCAACAAUCUACAUCAAGCAAACCAACGAUGGAAAUACUCUGGUGAUAGACGGUCAAAACCUGAACCGGGGGUAUAUAAGCGGAACUGCGGCUCACCGCUGGCAGUUGAGUUCUAAGUCUAAAGCGAUUCGGAAGAAAAGGAAGAAGUGGAAAAGAAGAAAAGUGAGUAAAAUAGUGAAGUGCAGUGAAAUAGUGAAGUGCAGUCAGUUAAAUUUUACUUGCUGCUUUGCUCCCAUUUUUGACAACCUACAUUUCCCCUACCUACACUAUCUUCACUACACUACCUAUCCUACACUACCUACUCUACCCUCCCUAAUCUCGGUGGCGGUGUCUACACUACCUGCUCUACCCUCCCUAAUCUCGCGCCUAGCCUUAGUCGAGGCCAUGGUGUGGAGGGAGAGGAACUGGGAAGCAGUCUCUUCUUUCUGCAAAGCAGUUUAUCGUUGUAAAGAAGAGGGCGGCGUAAGGAAAGAGCCCCACAGACGGGGUCCUUUAGAGCAAAUGUUCAGCCAGGGCUGCGGUGCAAGAGCAAUGAGUCUCGGCCUAAAACAGGAGAAGGAACGGGGGCGGGGAGUUUAG